UCAGCUGAACAGAAGCCACGUGAUAAGGAAAAGACUGCACGAAAAAAUAUCGGACACCUCAACACUGUCAUCCCAGAUGAAUUUUCACCAAGACAAAGGGCCCAGAUUAAUGAAUUAUAGUCAGUCAACAGAAGAUUACAGACAACUCUCUGUGGAUUAUAGUGACUCUAAUAGUAUUUCUGAAAGCACAUCUUUGACGCUGUCUAACCGAGGACACAGGAGAGGAAGAGUUCCAGAGACACACAGAUCAUAUGACACCACACUUAGUGGGUCAAGGACACAAAGUAGCUACAAGCUCUUCAUAAACAGGUCGGUGAGUGCUGUAGAAGAAAUCCCAGGUGGAACUCAGAAGAACAACCGACAGAACCUGCUAAGCUUGGGCUCCACCUUCUCUGUGUCUACAAAGGACUACUCAGCAGCUGCUGCAUCACAGAAAUGUUUGUUCCACAGGAAGGAAAAGUUUUCAGGUCCAGAAUUUAUUAUUUUGUCUAGUGAACCACCAGUGACCUUACAGCUACCUGGAUCAAUUGUGACUAAAAAAGGGAAAUCCUACUUGUCCCAAAGGGACCUCAAUGUGAUUCUACUCAAUGGCCAGUGCCUUGAGGUGCAAUGUGACAUCAAGACCAAGGCAAGAGAUGUUUUCAACACCGUGGUGGCAUAUGCAAACUUGGUGGAACAUUUCUACUUUGGCUUGGCUUACCUGAAAGGUAAAGAAUUUUUCUUUUUGGAUGAGGAGACCAAACUCUACAAAGUGGCCCCAGAUGGCUGGAAUGACCAACACAAGAAGAAAAUGUCCAUCAUUAAUUUCACACUCUUUCUAAGGAUAAAAUUCUUUGUCAACCACUUCAGUGUUAUUCAGCACGGCUUGACAAGGCAUCAGUUUUACCUGCAGCUUCGUAAAGAUAUUUUGGAGGAGCGAUUAUAUUGCAGUGAUGAGACUGCCCUGAAACUCGGCGCUUUGGCUUUACAGGCAGAGCUUGGCAAUUAUGCUUCUGAGAUGCAUGGAAAGAACUAUUUUCGUGUUGAAGACUACGUUCCAGCAAGUCGAAUAGAGAAAAUGACCCUGGCAUAUGUGCAGCGAGAGCUCGCUAAAUUGCACCGCAUGAACCGCUCCCUGUUCGAGGAUGAAGCUGAACUAGAAUUUUUAAAGGUGACUCAGCAACUUCCUGAAUAUGGAGUGUUAUUCUAUCGUGUGUCCCAAGAGAAGAAAGAGACAGAAGGGGACAUAAUCCUGGGAAUCUGUGCCAAAGGCAUCAUCGUCUAUGAGAACAAAAAUCACACAAGAAUUGCCAGUUUAAGAUUCCAGUGGCGUGAAACAGAGAGAAUUUCAGCUCAUAGAAAAAAAUUCAUGAUUGAAAGCAGCUUCAGUGGCAAGAAACACACCUUCAUUACUGAUACAGCAAAGACAUGUAAAUACCUACUGGACCUCUGCUCUGCCCAGCACAAAUUCAAUGCACAGAUGAAUUCUAGGCAACUUCGGCAAAUUUCAUCAGAGGACAGUAAAUUUGUGGAAAUAGACAAAUCAAAUUCUGCAUAUGCAGCUCAGCGUGAACACCUUGCCCUUAUUCAGAGACUGUCUCGCUCAGAGAAUGUGCUCUAUGGAGCAAACCUGGAAAACCUUUCUGCUGGCAUGAUGAGCAAAUCUUGUGAUAACCUCAGUGUGGAAACCAACAACAGGACUAGAGACAAAAGCAAUCUUGGCAGAUCUGUAUCAGGGCUAUCCCAGUCAGAAAUGCACAUCAAUUUGAAUGGAAAGCAAAGGAGUUAUGACUUCCUCUCUAUCCAUUCAACUCAGAACACAGUCAGUGCACCUGGAUCACCAGCCAUGCAAAAGGAAGUUUUGCUGAGUGGUCUAGAAAGAGAAAUCAUUUGUGUCACCCUAAAACGUGACCCUAAGAAUGGAUUUGGUUUUGUAAUUAUUGGAGGAGAAAAUGUAGGAAAAUUAGACCUUGGUAUCUUUAUCGCUUCAAUUAUCCCUGGGGGACCUGCAGACAGAGCUGGAAACAUGAAACCAGGAGGACGACUCAUCUCUGUGAAUAAUAUUAGCCUUGAGGGUGUUUCAUUUAACACUGCAGUUAAAAUCAUACAGAACUGUCCUGAUGAAGUGCAGCUCAUCAUCUCUCAACCCAAAGACAUGUAUGAAGAAGGAUUAAAUGAAGAAAAGAAUCUGUCAAGAGGAAACAGCACUAGUGGAUCUGAGAUCUCUUGUGUAGACAGUGGGAGAAAAAGGAUUCAGGAUUGUCAUACAGCUCUCCCCAAAGAACAGGACACAAAUAUUGAUGAACUUGAGAAGACUCUCUCUUGGAAUUUAGCAUCAAAACUGGGCCCUAGGAUUCCAGUUCCUGAUAGCCUGGAUUUAGAGGCUGCUGAUUCUUCACACUUACCAUCUCCAUCAGAAACCAACUCAAAGGAAAUCUACAUGGUGGAGCUUGUUAAAGAAGAUGGGACUUUUGGAAUCAGCGGUGGAAUUAAUACCAGUGUGCGUCAUGGUGGGAUAUAUGUGAAGUCAAUUAUUCCCAGGGGACCAGCAGAUAAGCAUGGACAAAUAAAGAUAGGUGAUCGUCUGCUGGAAGUAGAUGGCAUCAGCCUCUGUGGCAUCACCCACAAACAGGCUGUGGAACACCUUAAGAAAUCUGGUCAGAUUGCCAAACUGGUUCUAGAAAGGGGAAACUACCAAUUGGCAGAGCCGUGUCUGACUGCUAAUGACAGAAAGGAGUACCAAUGUGCAGUUGUUUCUGUGGCAACAUCCAUCACAGAUGGUAACAAGGACUGCUGCUUUUUGACAGAUGAUAACACAUUUGAAGUGAAAUUAACCAAGAAUUCUGGAGGCCUUGGAUUUAGUGUUCUGCAGAUGGAAGGAGAAGCUUGUGAACACCUUGGAGGAGCAAUUGUCAGGAUCAAAAGACUGUUUCCAGGGCAGCCAGCUGAAGAGAAUGGAGAAAUUGAAGUUGGAGAUGUCAUUUUAGCUGUGAAUGGGAAACCUCUCAAAGGGCUCCUGUACCAGGAUGUCCUGCAUUUGUUAAGAGGAGCUCCUCGAGAUGUUACACUGCUACUUUGCAGACCACCAAAAGGUGUUCUUCCAGAAAUAGAGCAGAUUGCUCUGACUCCAGCACCAUCUCCACUUAAGGAUUUGGUGGCAGAAAUGCCAGGCAGCACAGAGGCAGGAAACAGUAUGGAUCAAUCCACCAGUGAUGGAGGUAGCACCUCUCCAGACCUGGAAGACUGCCUCGAUUCUCCAGUGGGAGAAGAUCUCAGUGAGCCUCCUGAGGAUGACAGCUCAGCCUACGAAGAGCAGGAAGCUGAGUUUGAAGAGAAACCCAUAAAGAAACUCCCAACUUCCAGAGAGAGUUUCUAUAAGCAUCUUUUGAAGAUUUAUCAAGAAGGUUCCAGUUCUGAAGCCUUCCACUCUCUAGAGGAGGAAGUGAAGCAGAAUUGCUACUCACCAUGUGAAUUUGGACAGACCAAAAGCCGUGUAUUUAAUAAGAGUCAUGAUGACCUAUUGAACACAAAAUGUAUGCCUGAAACUCUCUCUCUAACCCCUAUUGAUGAAGAGUAUCUCACUGUCAGCUCCAUGUCUGUGACCUCCCUUCCACGAGGAGGAAGUUCUGAGACAGUCUCUGCGACCCCACAGCCACGUGUCUGUGGUCCCUCAUCAUCAUCCCUGCCUGCUAGAGAGACACAGGACAGUGACAAUGAAUGGGAAGACUUGGAGGAACCAGAGGAAGAGAAGGAAGAAAAUCAAGACUGCACUCAGGAAAUGGAGAUCUUUGUGACUUUGACAAAGUCAGAGAACAAUGGUUAUGGAUUCUCUGUAGUUCUUAACAAAAUGGACACCUGCCUGUAUGUUGAUGAAAUCUUGAAUGAUCCUGCCCUAUCUGAUGGAAGAUUGAGAAGGGGAGACAGAAUCAUUAUGGUGAACGGAAUUGAUGUUACAUCUUUGCCAUGCAAUGAAGUCCUGACGUUACUGCAAAGCUCUCCUCCAGAUCUGCACCUUGUGGUUGGUCGUGCCGACAGUGACCCACGUCACUCAGUUAGGCCAGAUGAGAUUCCUGAAAUUACUCUCUCAAAGGGUGCUGAUGGACAGCUAGGCUUGAAGCUGACAGGAGGAGCUGGAAGCAAGUUACAAGGUAUUUAUGUGCUAGAGAUAGUGCCUGGCUCUCCUGCCAGUGUGGAAGGCAGUUUGCAGCCACAAGAUCAGAUUGUUUACAUCUGUGGACUGUGCACUGAGGGCAUUAGCCUGGAUGAUGCAGUGAGAGUGUGUGAAGCUGCCACCCAGAAUGUUCGAAUCAAAGCCACAAGAAAUGGCAAUCCAGUGGUUCCCAUAGAGCAGGAAAAUAAGAAACAUAUGGAGGAAACAAACUGUGAUGCUCAGCAGAACACUCCUGAUUCUCCAGAAUGUAAAGACUUCAUUAUUAAGAUUGAGCUGGAAAAAGCAGAAAAUGGAAGCCUAGGAUUUGCACUGGUAGGUGGAAAAAAUGGCAGGGCUAUCCUAAUAAAAGCCAUCAGCCCAGACAGCAGUGCAGAUCUAGAUGGGAGACUGCAAGUUGGUGACAUCUUACUUAAGGUGAAUGAGACUUUUGUGUCUGGUCUGCCACGCCAAACAGUCACAGAUUUGCUGCGCAAGGCUCAGGGCACUGUUCAGCUCACUGUCUGCCGAAGCGUGGCUUUGCACUGGGCUUAUUCAGGCACCCAGGGCAACAGAGCCUCCACUCCAAACACAAAAGCAGAGCCUGCAAGUGGUGAGGAAAGCCUGCAAGCUCAGCCUGUUUUCAGUUUCAAGGAAGAAGGCUCCAACCAAAUGUGCAAUAAGGAUGCAGAAAGAACAGACAAAUUUCCUCUGCAAGGUCAGCUGGCUGGACAAGACUAUAAGGAUAUCAUCAGUAACAUUUUGGACAGGUCACAGAAAUGUGCAGAAUGUGAAAGCUGCAGAAGAGAAAAUCAACAGUCUGAGUCAAGCAGCUGGAACAAUGAAGAUGAUGUUAUGCCCCACAGGAUUCCUAUCCUACCUAGAAACAGAACCUUUGCUUCUGGAGAUGAACUGACUCAGUUAAUUAACUUGAAACCAUCACAGAGUGGAGUAGAUCCAAGGACUGGCAUAACAGGUCUUAUUCAAGGACUUCAGCUGCGGAUUGAGAAUCAAGAGGUGCUAAAGGAGUUUAUGGCUUUAGAACAUAUGAAACCAAUAGAUGACUGCAGAACUGGCAAAGCACCAGAAAACCAGAAUAAAAACAGAUACCGAGAUAUCCUUCCAUAUGAUAAGACACGAGUUCCUCUGGGAGAAAGGAAUGGCUACAUUAAUGCAAGUUACAUUAGAAUGAAUGUUGGAGAAGAAGAACACUUUUAUAUUAUAACCCAAGGGCCUCUGCCAUCCACUAUGGACGAUUUCUGGCAAAUGGUCUGGGAGAGUGAAUCAGAUGUGAUUGCCAUGAUGACAAAAGAAGUGGAGCUUGGGCAAGUCAAAUGUCAUCGAUACUGGCCUGAAUCUCCCUACAACUCUAAAGACCUGGCUAAUUUCUGUCUCAGGCUACACAAUUACCAGAUUCUGGAGUACUUCAUAAUUAGAAAAAUAGAAAUUAUCAAUAAGCAGACAGAAGAAAAGCGCAUUAUAAGUCAUUUGCAAUUUACCACUUGGCCAGACCACAACACUUCCAAACUGGCUGAGCAGCUUGUAAAAUUUAUUUGUUGCAUGAGAAAAGCUCACAGGACAGGACCUAUUAUUGCUCACUGCAGCACUGGCAUUGGAAGAAGUGGAGUUCUGCUGUGUGUUGAAAUUCUUCUCAGCCAUAUAGAAAAAGAUCUAUGUUUCAACAUCAAGCAGAUAGUGAGAGAUUUGCGAGACCAGCGUUUUGGCAUGAUCCAAACUAAGGAUGAGUAUUUAUUCUGUUAUCAAGUUGUGCUGGAAGUCCUUCAGAUCCUCCAAGCAAUGGAUUCCUACUGAAUAUGAUUCCUACAAUAUGACUCUUCCUGUUGCUAUUCCACUUGGACACCAGGGACUGCUCAGCAACUACUUUAAAGAGAUGUCAAGCCAUACAACACAGACAACUAUUAUAUUAUAUGCUUUUUUUAGAUUACUCUGAUUUCAAAGUGAUUUAAAAACCUUGCUUAACAUGUCCUGUGUAAGUCAUUUAUUUCUUGGCUCAAAGUAUGAAGAAACCGCCAGCCAGUACUGCAACACUGCUGUGUUAAAUUGCUACAGACAACUUUUGCAUUCUGUGCAAUAAUAUAUUAAUUAUUAGGAAUAUAUGUUGGGACUGUAGCAAGGAUAUAGCAGCCUUUGGAAUUAGCUUCACUAUCCAGAGGGCAACUAUAGAGAUCUAAGAUUCUGUUGGUGGAAGAUUAGUUGCCCCUCAUCUAUUGUUGUGCACUGUUGGCUUCUGGACUGCAGAUCACUGUUUACUCCAGCAGUUAUGCUUUUGACUGGAAGGAGUCAAUUUGGUGACCCUUGGUUGCUUGAAGAAUGUAGAACCAUUUCCAGUCAUUACUCCAGCCCACGAGUUUAUACCACUAUCACUAAACAUCUUAAAUCAAGAAAUUGACAGAAAAAAUAUGAUGCCUUUAAACCCUGGUCUCUUCAAAGGAAGAUAAUAAUAAUAGUAAUAAUAAUUGGAAGGAAUAUUAAUUUU
Messenger RNA from Oenanthe melanoleuca, 6623 nucleotides. It is a transcript of the gene FRMPD2, whose product is annotated as FERM and PDZ domain containing 2. Gene Ontology annotation, biological process: protein dephosphorylation. Gene Ontology annotation, cellular component: cytoskeleton. The transcript is spliced from 41 exons. Lineage: Eukaryota; Metazoa; Chordata; Aves; Passeriformes; Muscicapidae. The coding region runs from base 77 to 5938 and encodes 1953 amino acids. The record is from RefSeq and is a predicted model, not a curated record. Gene Ontology annotation, molecular function: protein tyrosine phosphatase activity; protein binding.